Molecule: messenger RNA, 3287 nt
Organism: Populus euphratica (Euphrates poplar)
Lineage: Eukaryota; Viridiplantae; Streptophyta; Magnoliopsida; Malpighiales; Salicaceae
Product: receptor-like protein 12
Exons: 3
Coding region: 51-3053 (1000 amino acids)
Molecular function (GO): protein binding
Source: RefSeq, a predicted model, not a curated record
AUCUUUAAUUCCCAGUUAAUUAUACUUUGAAUCCUGUAAGCCCAGCCACCAUGGGGUUUUCACCACCGUGCCUCUCUCAAUCUCUCUCUUUCAUUCUGUUUCUCUUCCAUUUCCACUCAACAAUUUCAUCUCCACUCUCCUCAAAUUACCAAUCUCUUUCUCUCCUUCAAUUCAAACAAUCCUUCUCCAUUCAGAGUUCUCCUUUUUGGUUUGCUAGAAACUAUCAAUAUGAUCAAUAUCCCAAGACAGAGUCAUGGAAAGAGGGUACAGACUGCUGCUUGUGGGAUGGGGUCUCUUGUGACCUGAAAACCGGCCAUGUCACUGCACUGGACCUCUCUUGCAGCAUGCUUUACGGCACCCUCCUUCCCAAUAAUUCUCUCUUCUCUCUCCAUCAUCUUCAAAAGCUCGACCUCUCUUUCAAUGAUUUCAACUCCUCCCAUAUUUCUUCUCGAUUUGGCCAGUUCUCCAAUCUAACACAUCUUAACCUAAGUGGUUCAGAUCUUGCAGGCCAAGUUCCGCCGGAAAUCUCUCACCUCUCCAAAAUGGUUUCUCUUGAUCUCUCUUGGAACGGCUAUGUGAGUCUAGAACCAAUUUCUUUUGACAAGCUUUCUUUUGACAAGCUUGUUCGAAACCUAACCAAGCUUAGAGAACUCGAUUUGAGUUCAGUAGACAUGUCACUAGUUGUUCCCGAUUCCUUGAUGAAUCUGUCUUCUUCUCUGUCAUCGCUCAAACUCUAUUACUGUAGAUUGAAAGGAAAACUCCCAUCCUCAAUGGGGAAAUUUAAGCACCUGCAGUACUUGGAUCUUGGAGGGAACGAUUUUACUGGUUCAAUUCCAUAUGAUUUUGAUCAACUCACCGAGUUGGUUUCCCUUGGUCUCUCUUCCAACAACUAUGUGAGUCUAGAACCAAUUUCUUUUCGCAAGAUUGUUCGAAACCUAACCAAGCUAAGAGAACUGGAUUUGGGCGAUGUAAAUAUGUCUUUGGUUGCACCUAAUUCGUUGACGAACCUGUCCUCUUCCUUUUCAUCUCUUUUCCUCGGUGACUGUGGAUUGCAGGGGAAAUUCCCGGGUAACAUCUUUCUCCUUCCAAAACUUGAAUCACUGGAUCUGUCAUACAACAAAGGCCUCACUGGCUCUUUUCCUUCGUUCAAUUUGAGUAAUGUCCUCUCUCAAUUAGAUCUUUCUGAUACAAGAAUUUCAGUUUAUUUAGAAAACGACUUAAUCAGUAAUCUAAAAUCAUUAGAAUAUAUGUCUCUUUGUAAUUGUAACAUUAUAAGGUCAGAUCUAGCACUACUUGGUAAUUUCACACAGCUCUUGUUUUUAGACCUCUCAAAUAACAAUUUUAACGGUCAGAUCCCAUCAUCACUUAGUAAUCUCACACAGCUCGUUUAUUUAGACCUCUCAAAUAACAAUUUUAGAGGUGAGAUCCCGUCAUUACUUGGAAACCUUGUACAUCUCCGUUACUUACAUCUCUCUUCCAAUAAAUUUAUAGGUCAAGUUCCAGAUUUUCUAGGUAAUCUAGUCAAUCUUUCAUAUUUAAUUUUAUCAAAUAAUCAACUAGUAGGCCCUAUCCAUUCUCAAUUAAAUACCCUUUCAAAUCUAGAGAGUCUAAGUUUAUCGGAUAACUUGUUCAAUGGAACAAUACCAUCCUUUUUGUUUGCUCUUCCUUCUUUACAUUAUCUUGACCUUCAUAACAAUAAUUUCAUAGGCAAUAUAAGUGAACUCCAACACGAUUCUUUGAGAUUCCUUGAUUUGAGCAAUAACCACUUGAAUGGUACAAUCCCAAGUUCGGUUUUCAAACAAGAGAACUUGACAGUCCUUAUUCUUGCGUCCAAUAGUGAAUUGACAGGUGAGAUCUCUUCUUCUAUUUGCAAGCUGAGAUUCCUUCGCGUCCUGGACUUGUCCAACAACAGCUUGAGUGGUUCUACACCACUAUGUUUGGGGAACUUCAGCAGCCAGCUCUCAGUAUUGCAUCUAGGCAUGAACAAUCUUCAAGGCACCCUCCCUUCAACUUUUUCAAAGGAUAAUAGCUUGGAAUAUCUCAACCUCAAUGGAAAUGAAUUAGAAGGGAAAAUACCACCGUCUAUCAUCAGUUGCACAAUGUUGGAAGUUCUUGAUCUUGGCAACAACAAGAUUGAGGAUGCAUUUCCGUACUUUCUAGAAACGCUUCCAAAGCUGCAAAUUCUUGUCCUAAAAUCGAAUAAACUCCAAGGUUUUGGGAAGGGUCCGGCUGCACAUAAUUCCUUCUCUAAAUUACGGAUUCUUGACAUCUCUGACAACGAUUUUAGUGGGCCAUUGCCAACAGGGUAUUUCAAUAGUCUUGAAGCAAUGAUGGCCUCCGAUCAAAACAUGGUUUACAUGAAUGCAACAAAUUACUCUAGCUAUGUCUAUUCCAUAGAAAUGACAUGGAAAGGUGUAGAAAUUGAGUUUACGAAGAUACAAAGUACCAUCAGAGUACUCGAUUUGUCUAAAAACAAUUUCACUGGAGAGAUUCCAAAGUUGAUCGGAAAGCUUAAAGCACUCCAACAGCUCAACCUCUCUCAUAAUUCCCUUACAGGUCAAAUCCAAUCAUCAUUAGGAAAUUUGACCAAUCUGGAAUCAUUAGAUCUAUCUUCAAAUUUGCUUACCGGAAGGAUUCCAACGCAGCUGGGGGGUCUAACAUUUCUUGCAAUCCUAAACCUUUCACAUAACCAGCUCGAGGGGCGUAUACCAAGUGGAGAGCAGUUCAACACCUUUACUGCAACCUCAUUUGAAGGAAACUUGGGUUUAUGUGGAUUUCAAAUACUAAAACAAUGUUACGGUGAUGAGGCACCAUCAUUACCGCCAUCAAGCUUUGAUGAAGGAGAUGAUUCAACAUUGUUUAGAGAUGGAUUUGGAUGGAAAGCUGUGACAAUAGGGUAUGGAUGUGGGUUUGUGUUUGGAGUUGCAACGGGAUACAUGGUGUUUAGAACAAGAAAACCUUCAUGGUUUUUUGGGAUGGUUGAAGAUAUAUGGAAUCUCAAGAGCAAGAAAACAAAGAAGAAUGUUGGCAGAUGUGGUGCUGGAAGAAACUAGAUGAUGCAAUUGAUAUUUUCAAUACAAAAAAGAUAUCAAGUGGAUUUGACAUUUAAACAACACUAGAGUGGCAGAUUCAUGGUAUUGGAUUCCCUUUACAAAUAAGAUAUCAAAUGGUUUGGGUGUUGCUUCUGCGAAAAAGAUUCCAUGUAUGUAAUAGGUCAAGCAAGCAAUAGCUUGUGUUAACUAUAAAAUCAUUUAUGUUUUAUUGAGUUAUGAACAUUUCCUUUUUCU